Penicillium roqueforti is the source of this 312-nucleotide messenger RNA. RefSeq lists its product as uncharacterized. The transcript has 3 exons. Lineage: Eukaryota; Fungi; Ascomycota; Eurotiomycetes; Eurotiales; Aspergillaceae. The coding region runs from base 1 to 312 and encodes 103 amino acids. The record is from RefSeq and is a predicted model, not a curated record.
AUGGAUCCAUUACCCCAGGACAAAACACCGUCGCGACAAAUCCGUGCGGAUAUCACCGAAAUGGCUGCGAAGGCUCUAGUCGAUAAAAAUAUCCCUCUUGUAGAGUGGGGAUCACAGAUACAGUACAGAUGUGGAUACCCUUUGAUCCUUAGACUUGUUGAAUGGGCGGUGCCCGAUGCGCUGCUAUCGCUCGCAUCCCAGACCCUAUCAGACCGGGGCAUUCCUUGUAUUCCCCCAUCCGCAGAGGCUACUGCGAUAUAUGGACAAUGGGAACGAGCAGGCUUUGUUCACAGUCUAGAUCCAACACCGUAG